CCGUAUAUAUCCGUAUGCAUCCGUUAUAUCAUUCCUUUCUAACGUCCGUUAAUAAAAAACAUUUCACCCUCUUGAACUGCAGUUGAAGCUCCGCCCCCUAUUCAAAGUGUUGGGUAUAAAAAGAGUGCUUCAAUGAUUAGCAGUCUGAAUUUGAGCACUGAGGAGAGUACAUAGCAACAUGUUUCCCACCUAUCUUUCCUACAGUUUUGAUGUUCUGCUGUGGCGUUCCCAAGCAAGAAGGAUACGAGAUGCUGAAAGACGCCGCCAACGCCGUCGAAGAUAUUGGAUCCAUCCCAUCACUGCGUCACGGAUGACCCACGGGGUUCACAGCACUUUGUAUGUGGAGCUGCGGCAGCAUCCAGACAAGUUUGCAAGCUACUUACGGAUGUCUGUAUCAACAUUUGAUGACCUUCUAGCACGCAUCAGUGAACGGAUACGUCGGCAAGACACCCACCUGAGAAGGAGUAUCUCACCAGAGGAACGCCUAAUCGUAACCCUCAGGUUCCUGGCAUCUGGUGAGAGUUUUUCGUCUCUGCACUUCCAGUUUCGCCUGGGUAUUUCCACCAUCUCUGGGAUUGUCCGGAGCACCUGCGAUGCCCUGUGGGAUUGUCUUGUAGAAGAAUUUAUCCCACAACCUUCUACAGAACUUUGGCUUCAAAUUGCUGCGAAGUACCAUGAAGUAACACAGUUUCCAAACUGUGUAGGUGCAAUCGAUGGGAAGCACAUCAGGAUCCAGAAGCCAGCGCACACUGGGUCCGAGUACUUCAACUACAAGAAGUUCUUCUCCACUAUACUUAUGGCCAUUGCGGAUGCGCAGUACAGAUUCGUCGCAGUGGACAUUGGGUCAUAUGGAAGAACCAAUGACUCACGUGUGUUCAAGAACUCAGUGAUGGGGAGGAGGAUCUACUCUGGUGAGAUGGGACUUCCUGAACCAAGGGCCUUUCCUGGGACCGAUGAACCGCCAAUGCCUUUUGUUUUCAUUGGUGAUGAGGCUUUCCAGAUGUGUGGCAACUUGCUGAAGCCCUACUCCAGCCGAGGACUAGACCAACGCAAGCGCAUCUUCAAUUACAGACUGUCACGCGCACGACGCUAUGUGGAGUGUGCAUUUGGAAUUUUUGCUGGUAAAUGGCGGAUCUUUAACCGGCCAAUCCAAUUGCACCCAGACGUGGUUGAUCAGGUUGUUAAGGCAGCUGUUGUUUUACACAACUUCAUCCUAACCAAGGAGCCUUCCCCCAGUGAUCCUGAAGAAGUUGAAUCAGCUCUGCCUGGAAUAGAGCAGAUAUCCAGAAGAGCUACCCAGGUCAUCAUGCGUCUCAGAGACGAUUUUUCACAGUAUUUCCUUACAGAAGCUGGCAUGGUGUCUUGGCAGGAUCGUAUGAUGUGAACUUUAUUUGAAUUCUUUAUUUUUGGUGGAAAUAAAUCAUUGUAUGUUUGAUUGCUUUUAUGAUGCUGGAGGGUGUACAAUCUAUGCCCCAGUGUACAAUUGACACUGGGGCAUAGAAUGUGCACCCUCCAACAUCAUGCUAUUAAUGUGCUUAUAUCAAUUUGUGUUUGUACACAUUGAUUGAAUGAUUCUGGAGGGUGUACAAUCUAUGCCCCAGUGUACAAUUGACACUGGGGCAUAGAAUGUGCACCCUCCAACAUCAUGCUAUUAAUGUGCUUAUAUCAAUUUGUGUUUGUACACAUUGAUUGAAUGAUUCUGGAGGGUGUACAAUCUAUGCCCCAGUGUACAAUUGACACUGGGGCAUAGAAUGUGCACCCUCCAACAUCAUGCUAUUAAUGUGCUUAUAUCAAUUUGUGUUUGUACACAUUGAUUUAAUGAUGCUGGAGGGUGUACAAUCUAUGCCCCAGUGUACAAUUGACACUGGGGCAUAGAAUGUGCACCCUCCAACAUCAUGCUAUUAAUGUGCUUAUAUCAAUUUGUGUUUGUACACAUUGAUUGAAUGAUGCUGGAGGGUGUACAAUCUAUGCCCCAGUGUACAAUUGACACUGGGGCAUAGAAUGUGCACCCUCCAACAUCAUGCUAUUAAUGUGCUUAUAUCAAUUUGUGUUUGUACACAUUGAUUGAAUGAUGCUGGAGGGUGUACAAUCUAUGCCCCAGUGUACACUUCACACUGGGGCAUAGAAUGUACACCCUCCAACAUCAUGCUAGUAAUGUCCCCAUUUUAAUUUAACAAUAGUACAGUUGUACCUUUUACCAGAACAUUGUGAAUGAAACACAGACUGGUACUGUGAAAAAUAGACAAACUAAAUUUUCUUUUUAUUUUUUUAUUAAAUAAAAAUAAAUUAACAAGA
This is a messenger RNA of Rana temporaria (common frog), 2295 nucleotides long. RefSeq names its product protein ALP1-like. The transcript has 2 exons. The record is from RefSeq and is a predicted model, not a curated record. NCBI's taxonomy places the organism in Eukaryota, Metazoa, Chordata, Amphibia, Anura, Ranidae. Bases 179 to 1384 code for a protein of 401 amino acids.